AUGUCGGCGCCUCGGCAACUGGACGGAGCUCUCUCCGUCUCAGUGCUUCAAGGAGCCUGUGAAGCGGAUCGGCGCUCCUCCAUGGCUUCCGCAUCCCGCUCUUACAGACCUGAGGAGGUGACCGGCACCCAGCUACGGCAAGUCAGGGGUGCAGGUGGAGGCAGAGGCGGGGCGGCAGGUGGAGGCGGGGCGGCGUCAGGUGGAGGGACGGGGGGCACCGGCCACAGCCGGCGUGACAGCAGCUCCGGCGAGGGCAGCGGCGGCGGCGGCAGCCCCGGCUCUGGUGGUGGGGACAGCAGCGGCGGCGGCGGCGCCGAUGCCAACGAGUCCGGCGACUCCAGUGAGAACCCCCAGAGCGGCGAGGCCAAGCGUUCGUCGCGGAGCCGCCGCUCCCGCACUCGGCCCCGCUCCCACACUCGGCCCGGGUCCCUCCCGCGGCCCCGAUCUCGGUCCCGCUCCCGAUCUCGGUCCAGCUCCAGCCCCAAUGCCCCCUCCUGCUCCUCCUCCCGCUCCCGCUCCAGCUCCAGGGAGCGCGAUGACUACCACGACGGCGGCGGACCCCCCGCGGCAGCCAUCGCCGCGACGGCCUGCUUGACCAGCGAGCUGCCUCUCAGCUCUGGGUCGGCACCGAGCCAGAGCUCGACGCCGAGCCCGGUCCCGAGCCCUAGCCCGAGCCCGGUGCCCACCCAGAGCCAGCACCUGAGUCCGAGACUCAGUCCCAGUCUGAGGCCGGCUCCGAUCGCCGGCCUCAGCCUCAGCCUUAAUUCCUGCCUGGUGCCUGCGCCCAGCUUCGGCCGCAUGCCUAACUUGGAGCAGGGAUCUGGCCUCAGCAUCCUCCCGGGUCCGAGCCUGAGCUUUCUGAAGCCCAGGGGGUGGCUCUCUGUCCUGCAUGGCCAGUCCUUCUCAUUCCCAUUAUCUACCGCCUCUGGCCGCUUUUACCGCCGCGAUCCCCGGCAUUACCAGCCCCGGCAUUACCAGCCCUGGUCCAGCUACCUCGAAAAAGCGAAGGAGAGUCUUCGGCAAAAGAGAUUAAGUGAGAGAGAGAGAAUUGGAGAACUAGGGGCUCCUGAAGUUUGGGGACUUUCUCCAAAAAAUCCUGAACCAGAUUCAGAUGAGCAUACUCCCGAGGAGGAAGAGACAAAAUCUGAUAAAAAUGCUGCUUCUGAUUUAAAAGAGGAAAGGAAGAAGAGAAAGAAGAAGUCUAGUCAUUCCAAGGAUAGAGCUAAGAAAACGAGGAAGAAGAAGAAGAAGAAGAAGAAGAAGUCAUCCAAAAGAAAACAUAGAAAAUAUUUUGAGGACAGUGAUGAGGACUUGGAGGACAGUGAUGACUCUAAUGAUUCAAAGGAGAAAAGGAAAUUAAAGAAAGGC
This is a messenger RNA of Phascolarctos cinereus (koala), 1368 nucleotides long. The record is from RefSeq and is a predicted model, not a curated record. NCBI's taxonomy places the organism in Eukaryota, Metazoa, Chordata, Mammalia, Diprotodontia, Phascolarctidae.